AUGGACAUCUGGUUAAACAUGGUCAUCAUCAUUCUCAUGAUCGCCAUCGUCGGGACCCUGCUUGUCGAAUUAUCUUGGCCGCUAAUCCGACGGUUUCACGUCGCCGACAAAGGACGAGGACUGACCGGCAUCCGGAACGCGACAUGCCAGGUGCUCCGAAUCAUUCUAUCCUACUUCUUGCUGCCUCUAGUCGCUAUAUCGUCGUAUCAGUUCGACUUUGCCAGGAUACUACCAGCGUAUCAUUCUACCCUCGCUGCCGGCUCCAUAUUCGUGCUUUUGAUCGCAUUUGCCUGGCUCUGGCGGCAGCUGUCAACGCCCACUCUAGGGAUCCUGAUCCUUCGCUCCAAUACUCGUGAUCGGAGCGCAAGCCCAAGAAAGAAGGAGGGUGCCUUUGUUUGGGUAUAUUUUUUGCUUGUAAUUGCUCGAGGCAUAUCGAUUGGCGCUCUCCAAAUAUCUGGGACUUCACAAAUCGUGACCUUGGCCAUAUACGAGAUCAUCUUUCUGGGCUGUGUUGGAAUCUGGCCGGAGUUGUCUGGCCCACUGCCUAUUGUCUGUGCCGUUGCUCGACUCACUACUAUUGCUCUGAUGACUACGUUCGUACCCGGAGUCGCUACAUACACAGGGCAGACCAUAGUUGGUUAUGUUUUGCUCGGGCUGCACGCCAUGGUCAUGAUAAUGGUCUUCUGGCUCCCGACUACUUGUCGGGUGCUGAUGUGCUUUCUACCCUGUAACAGGACGGAACAACCGCCGGUUUACGGUCUUCGUGAGCUUCGGCAACGAAUACUGUCGCCGGACUCCUCGGCAACAUAUUUCAAUGCCGUCAGGACUCAAGAUACGCCCGACGUAGCUCCCUCAACAGGGAACCCCUGGUCAGAGAAAGAAGCGCAGAGAGUUAAGGAGAGCCAGAACACUGCCACAUCACGAUUUUAUCGCCCUCCCAAGUCUACCCGGCUUCAUAAGCCAGACUCUCUUGCAUCCAUUACUGAUGCAUCAAACUCCAAACCUGACUGCAGACAUCUGACGGAGGACUUGCUUCCCUUGCACGCCGGUCUAUACUCUGUGGAAUCAGCUAGGGAUGCCAACAGCAACAUGUCCUCUUGGAUCUCUGGUACUGAAUCGGAGCCCUCAGAGCCAUCCGAAACAUCCUCCCAGAGCCUACGAGGACCUCGAUGGAAUGAUUACACCUUUCGAGAAUCUGAUCUUGUCUUCGGUACACCCCAACCUCCGCACCAGGACAUUGAUGCUCCGUCAGAAGAUCUUGAUAGAUACACGGGGAUAUUUUCCGCUCAGUAUCUGUGGCGUCGACUUUUUAAAAGAAAGACACCGACGGAGAAGGGAUUUCAGGUAGUAAGGCCGGCUGCUCCUCCCAUCUAUCCCGAUAGUCUCCCGCUGGUGGCAGAGAGAUAG
Exophiala spinifera is the source of this 1407-nucleotide messenger RNA. RefSeq lists its product as uncharacterized. The coding region runs from base 1 to 1407 and encodes 468 amino acids. Lineage: Eukaryota; Fungi; Ascomycota; Eurotiomycetes; Chaetothyriales; Herpotrichiellaceae. Gene Ontology annotation, biological process: transmembrane transport. The record is from RefSeq and is a predicted model, not a curated record. The transcript is spliced from 2 exons.